AUGUCGGAGGUACGGUUCAUCGAAUUCCAGUCUAUAACAUCCAAGUGCUCCUCGAAUGGCAUCCAGACAUGCGCCCACUUCUCCAGCACAGAGCAAUGCCAGGAGCCCAUUCAGCUGCACAGUCCAGCAGAGCGAGAGCUGCUGCAGGAUCUCUGCGACAAGCUGCAUGCCACCGAUGUCCUCGAUAAGGCCAACCGAUCAGACUUGUUACAGCAAAUCGCCAGCCUCACCCUCUGCUAUGCACACGGCGAGGCUGAAGAUAUCGACGCUGCCAUGGUUCAGUGGGAGACUGAGAUUCAGUCUCGAGUCUCGACUACGCAGCCACAGACCCCAAUUGCAGCCAGCACUCGAGACAAACAGUCGCUCCGCUUCCACAGCUACUAUACCCCUCGAUCCCGGAAGAAGCCUGAUAGCCCGGAGGCCCUCGAUGUGAUGGUACGCCAGUUGCUUUCGGGGAACAUUGGAGUUAAGCAAAAAGAAUGCUUGUAUGUCUUUAGUGACAAUCAUACAAGCGAUGCUUACAAAGUUGGCUGUGGAGCGGAUCUCAGUCGAGCUAUGGAGGGCUGGGAGAAGUGCUACCCAAAACAUAAGUUACACUGCUUCACCGAAUGUCCAAAUGCGUACCUUUUCGAGAGAGUCGUGCAUGCAGAGCUUGCCCUAUACCGACGCAGGCAUAAGUGUACCAUGUGCCCCCGCGAGCACGAGGAAUGGUUUGAGGCGCCGCUGCCAGUAAUCCUGGAUAGCGUCCGGGCCUGGUCCUCUUACGCAAGCAUGCUCUAUCGACGUGGCCUUGCUAUUGAUGGGUAUCAUCAAAUACUUCCUUUGGCCGGGUUCUCGAACCGCCAGGACAGAUGGCGAAGAUGGGCUCUUAAAGAGACUAUGCGAUGGAUGGACGGAACCCCAGGUCAUACAGACUCCUCACAGGAGCAACCCCCACCAGAGAGAAUCGAUCUUACGAAUUCGGGCAACAUAUCUGGCUCUGAGACUGCUUCGACUGCGUCGACUGCGUCGAGUCCUGCAAGUAGUUGUGAUACCCCAGGCACCACCCCCGCGACGACCCCCGGGUCUUUUGGCAUGGAAGAGUAUGGUCUCUCGCCGACACCUGGAGUGAGGUAUGAUACACGCAAACCGGAGGUCCCCGAUGAAGACAACGACGACAUUGAAGGAAAAUCCGAGUCCGUUGUAAGAGCUUUGUUCCCCCGAGCCAAACCGGGCUCACCUAGUUCACCUGGCCCUACCAUCCCGGCAGAGGAUGUGCUUCCCAGCAAGAUUGAGACCUCGAAUCUACCGAAAAGCAGCGUGGACCCAGUUUCCGAGCCCCCUUCCACAAGCAUGCCCUCAAGCACCCGGGUCGAUGAGAAGGUACGAGACCUUCUUGAAAAAAACACCGAACACCCUUACAACCCUGGCACCAUCUAUCUCACGCCUCCUCACCCACAGAAAGGGUCCUCCAAGAUAUACUACCGGCAGGACAAACCUCGAAGUAAAAGAGAACGCUACACCAACCUGCCUCCGGAUCUCGAGAUCAGAUGUACAGAUGCAGCGGUUAUCCAAGGUCUGGUUCUGGCGGAAUUCGACGGCUGGACUCAUAAGGAUACAUGUGGGCGCGACGGAUGCAAAACGGGGCAUUUCAACUGGAUUAACCGCCCAGGCGAUGUCAUCAGCGCGAGUGUCCAGGCGUGGGCGACUCUGCUUGAGAGAGGGUACGACAGAGCCCUGAUUCCUCCAAUGGGCUUUUCGCGGGAUGCAGAUAGAUGGACGAAGUGGGCUCAGGAGACAGCAACAAAGGGGAAGCAGAGGAAGACAGAUGUAUCAUCCGACGUGAAUGGGGCAUGUACAGAUCCACCUAAAAAGGGAGAGCAUGGCGGAGCGAUGCGUAUGAUCCGACGGGUAUCGACUUUCAUGAAGAUGACAGGCAAGUCUAAGGGCCCACCUAAGAAGCAUUGA
Molecule: messenger RNA, 1947 nt
Organism: Aspergillus puulaauensis
Lineage: Eukaryota; Fungi; Ascomycota; Eurotiomycetes; Eurotiales; Aspergillaceae
Product: GIY-YIG nuclease family protein
Exons: 1
Coding region: 1-1947 (648 amino acids)
Source: RefSeq, a predicted model, not a curated record